Loa loa (African eye worm) is the source of this 1844-nucleotide messenger RNA. RefSeq lists its product as hypothetical. Gene Ontology annotation, molecular function: DNA binding. Bases 265 to 1440 code for a protein of 391 amino acids. The transcript is spliced from 8 exons. NCBI's taxonomy places the organism in Eukaryota, Metazoa, Nematoda, Chromadorea, Rhabditida, Onchocercidae. The record is from RefSeq and is a predicted model, not a curated record.
GCUCUGGCUGGUGUUAUGUUGUUGCUCAGAUUACUGGCUGAUUUCAUUGAUUCCGGCAGCAGUAUUGUCUGGUCCCACGUCCUAUUUCUCUAUCAGUUAUACAAUCAGACUUUGAAUUUUAGCCCACGACAGUUCUAAUCUCCAUUCCUUUAUUUUCCGCAGAACACAGGUUAUUAGCUCGAUCGCAAUGCUAACUAUACAGAGGUCUUCAUAAAUACCGAGCAUCGAGAAUUACUGCUUACUGCAGUACCAGAAAUCUGUUUGAUGGAUCUCGGUCCAAAUAAUUUUACUUCGCAACAGCAAAAUAUUGAUUCUGGUGCCUUUGUCAUCAAGCGGGACCCUGAGAAAACGUUCGCCUUAGUGGAAGCGACAGCAACUGCCAGUGCUUUGGCAGAUAUAUCAGCUAUAAUAUCACAACAAUUUACCAGUCAAAGCGAUAACUCUGAAGAUGGAGCUAAUCGUGACCCAGAUCAUCCAUGUUGGGACUAUAUGCAUAAAUCUGAUGAUCUUGAUUCUAUGGUUUGUCGUGUCUGCACACAGUUGUUCAAACCCAUCGAUGUUCAAAAAGCUAUGGAGCAUUUUAUAAGUUGUCAUCCUCAGAUCGCAACCGAGCUCGAACAGUCAUGGCAGAUGAAAUUACAGCUGAAAUCAUCAGUUAAUCGAUCAGCUGAUGAGCCGUUAUCGUCCAAAGAAGGUUCUGAAAGACGAGGCGGACAUGGAACUGAACAUCCAUGUUGGCGUUAUUUCACCCGUAAUCGAAAAAGCGCUGAUUGUAGAAUGUGCGGCACACAUGUUGCGUACGCGUGCUCUGGAAAUUUGAUGAGGCAUCUGAGAUCAAGGCAUAUCUCUGAAUCUGUAAUUACUCAAAAAGAAUGGGAGGAAAUUCAGAAAAGAAAAAAACAGCUGUGUGAACUAAGAAUGAUGGCUACUGCAAAUGCUUGUGGUUCGGAAGAACAGCCUCAUUCAAACGCCGUUUCAUAUGCUUAUGUUGAUGAGGAACAAGAUGGAAGUAUGGCCGGGGCUGGGGAAGAGUAUGAUGGAAUUGUUGAAAAUGAUGAGCAGAGGUACAGGAAAGAAAGCAGUGUUUCCUCAUCAGCUGCAAGUGAUGUAAAAGUGAACGGUGGCAAUGAUACUGCUGCCAGAAAUGCACAGUCAUUUGCUGGCGCGCACACAUCUUUUGAAGGAAUAUCUCCGAAACACCAGCAAAAUUCCGGUCCUCUGGCUGGUGGUGGUCGUUCUCGGGCUCUCAGUACUGGAAAAAAUGCAGCUUUUCAGAAGCGUAUAAAUUCUUUUGUUAACGGACUCGCGGAAGAAUUGUCGUCAUUUCCAAUGCAGAAGUCAUUGGUCUGCAUGCGACGAAUCAGAAAAUUCAUGGAUGAGCAGCUGCUCGAAUUGGACGAAGUUACUCAAAUUUUCGAAGAUGAUGCUGGUAUAUCAUGACAAUUUAAAGGCAUUUUUUGUUCCAUUUGAAAACGUUAUUGCUUUUAUGAUAAAGGGAAGCGCAACUAUAAUCAAAGUAGAUAAUUGUUAUGUAUCCUUUAUAUCAGCUUUACAUUAUCUUUUGUAUUACACUGAAUGGCUGAUCUCAAAUAUUGUUAUGAUAUUUCAUGUAUGAAUGAUUGAUAUCUAAGGAUCUUUUGACGCUAUCAUUUUGGCAUCUAAAUUUAGAAAACCUUGACUUAGAAGACAGAACACGUAUAUAGUCGACAAUAUGCUAAGUUUCUAGAAAUUUAUAAAAUAUGCAACAUUUUAUAGAAUGUCAAGAUGAUAUUUGAAUUCUCGUUGAGACUAUUACAGACCAUAUGGCUGAAUAUUGAUAAAUUUUGGCUAGUUUGCCAUUAGUU